UCGAGUAAAAUGGUUUCACCUGACUUGACCUAUUUAUUUUGUACACAAAACCACGUGGUCCAAAGUUGCUGAUUUCUCCCGUUUCAAACAACAGAUAAUCACUUGCAAUGGAUGUGACUAUGCAACUUGUAGCCAAGUAUUGUGGGAAUGAGCUGAUGAAGUACUCGGAGUGUGUCGAAAAACAUCCCCACUCCUGGCCAAGCACUUGUGACAUGCUCCGAUUAGCCGUAGCAAAAUGUUCAGAUCAGAAUCAUACUAUUAAGCGAGUGAAGGUGGAAUGCGUGAAGGAGUUUGACAAGUAUAACAGCUGUAUCCGAGGGAAUCCGACAUCUGUUGAGAGGUGUAUCCCCUUGCUGGAUCAUUUCUCUAGCUGUGCUGAGAGAGUACUUGGCAACGAAGAGAAACAAAAAACUGAUAAAACAUGAAAGGAAAAAGUGUCGUAUCGAAUGGAUCAAAGCAAGGGAUGGAACAAAUCGAAAGCCUUGAGCAAAAUGAAGUCUGAAUGAAAUCCAGUAUCUCAGGCCUCGAUUUGAAAGGACGUGGGCAGUAAAAUCCAUGUGUGAAUGAUGUCAGUAAAAUCACCAGGAAUGGAGUUUAGUCAUACAUGUUGUCAGCGUUUCUGUCCCUUUGUACAAAACUUGCUGAAGUAAUCAAGGACAGCAAGAAAGUGACGAUUGAUUGCGACUUUUAUCCCUUUUGAUGACAAGGAUGAUCUCCCUGCUAAUUAGGGACAGUCAUGACAUCAAAUGGAUAAAGCUUGUCACCAUGACAACCCCGGUUAUUAGGUGACAACUUGGCUUGUAAGAUGUGCGCACUUCAAAGGGGCUUAUCUUACCUCUAAAAGCUGGUCUGGGCCAGAGUGCAAGAUAAUAAUGUCACCGGAUGUCAUGUCAUUUGUAGGACGGGUUUACCAAUAGCACUGUAAGUUUUGUUAACAAGUUUGUGCUGAUAAAUGAAGUGGAGACCUCUGGUAGAACCUCAAGUGAUCAAUGGACACACAGGUCUGUUUGUCUGCUGUUCAGUGGCUGCUUGACAAGACGGCAUUGUCACCAAGCCAUGAAUGAAGUGGAGACCUCUGGUAGAACCAACAGACAUAGUGGACCAUAACAAGUCAAGACAUUUGAAGGGUUUGUAAGUUGGUAUUGAUCCAUCUCCUAAAACCAUUAUACU
Molecule: messenger RNA, 1170 nt
Organism: Lineus longissimus
Lineage: Eukaryota; Metazoa; Nemertea; Pilidiophora; Heteronemertea; Lineidae
Product: coiled-coil-helix-coiled-coil-helix domain-containing protein 5-like
Exons: 4
Coding region: 108-425 (105 amino acids)
Biological process (GO): cellular respiration
Cellular component (GO): mitochondrial intermembrane space
Source: RefSeq, a predicted model, not a curated record